UUUCGUUUUUUUUCUUAUCAGCUUCCUAAAUAACAUAAUGAUCCUAAGGAUUGUUAAUGCAGCUCCCGCGAACAGAUUUGAAACUUCAGCUGAACUAGAUGAGAACUCGAACUUCCCGGAGACUUCUAAUGCAAACAUUUCAAAAGAUGAAAAGGAAUUCAGUGAUGAUCUGCAAGUUGCGGAAAAUAGACAACAGCAUGUGAAGAGUAUUCAAAUGUUUGAUAAACCUUUUCACCGUGGAAAUUCUUUAGACAUAAAAACAAAGAAAAACACUGCAAAGAUAAGUAAUAGUAAGAAUAUGAAUGUGAAAUUUCCCGUUCCCAAGGCAGCUUCAAUAGAUCCACAACCAAGGAGAAAACCAGGCAACGUCGAACUGACCAUUUCAAUACCGAGAUUCAAUACCGAUAUAAUGGGCAACUGGGUAUAUAAUCCCUGGGGCGCUACCUUUGGCGACCUUUUUCGGGAUACCCGCUUCAAUUUCGGGGGACACUACACAAUACCAAGGAUGUAUGUCGAUUCGAUGCCUUGGACUAAUUACUAUCCAAAUAAAGAAAAAUUAAGCACAGUGUGUGUUGGAAAAACUUCACCCUAUAAUGAGCCCCCGGUUAUGAAUUGGAUAACUCCCCAUAUGUAUAGUAAAAUUCGAAAUAUUAAAUUUAUGAAAGACCUCCGACGAAGUCUAUAUGACGAGGGCCAUCCCGAUGAGUGUCAUACCUCAAAAUAUGUUACAUUUUUGGGCUAUAUAAACUGCGCGAUAUUACGUAAUCAGAGGAUGGAGUACUUGAUUCCCUAUUAUCCGAGGCACCAAAAUAUACCCGCUAACUAUGAAUAAUAAAACUAAUUAAAAUCAUACGAUGUAUAAAUGCAUAACUGAUGAUAAUAAUUCUGUGUGU
Messenger RNA from Drosophila innubila, 893 nucleotides. RefSeq lists its product as uncharacterized. The transcript has 5 exons. The record is from RefSeq and is a predicted model, not a curated record. The coding region runs from base 38 to 832 and encodes 264 amino acids. Lineage: Eukaryota; Metazoa; Arthropoda; Insecta; Diptera; Drosophilidae.